Linepithema humile (Argentine ant) is the source of this 1369-nucleotide messenger RNA. RefSeq names its product tRNA (cytidine(32)/guanosine(34)-2'-O)-methyltransferase-like (gene Trm7-32). Gene Ontology annotation, cellular component: cytoplasm. Gene Ontology annotation, biological process: cytoplasmic translation; tRNA methylation. NCBI's taxonomy places the organism in Eukaryota, Metazoa, Arthropoda, Insecta, Hymenoptera, Formicidae. The record is from RefSeq and is a predicted model, not a curated record. Gene Ontology annotation, molecular function: tRNA methyltransferase activity.
UUAUGGAACAUAACCUAUAAAUCUGCGACGUAUAAUAGUCACAUAGUUGAUGGUACAGUUGUAAAUACACAAUAAAAAAAUCCAUAAUAAUCAAUUGUCAGAUUGUCACAAUUGUAUAGUAGAAGUUUUGCUUUCUAUAAAAAUUUUAUCACAAUGGGAAAAACCUCAAAGGAUAAACGCGAUAUAUAUUACAGAAAAGCGAAGGAGGAAGGAUGGCGAGCUCGAAGUGCUUUCAAAUUACUUCAAAUCGAUACUGAAUGUCACAUUUUUGACGGAGUGUCCAAAGCAGUGGAUUUAUGUGCUGCACCUGGAAGCUGGAGUCAGGUCUUAGCUCGUAAGCUAAAUGAAAACUAUAAGAGAGCUUUAGAAAAUUUUGGAGGUGAUGCAUCUCCUCCAAAAAUUGUGGCAGUUGACUUGCAAGCAAUGGCACUCUUGGAAGGAGUUAUUCAAUUGCAAGGUGAUAUUACCAACACCAAGACGGCAGAACAAAUUAUUGCACAUUUUGAUAAUACUCAAGCAGACUUGGUAAUGUGUGAUGGAGCACCUGAUGUGACUGGUCUGCACGAUAUGGAUAUAUUCAUCCAAUCACAGCUAUUAUUAGCUGCUCUGAACAUAACUACACACAUCUUAAGACCUGGUGGGACAUUUGUGGCGAAAAUCUUUCGUGCUAAAGAUGUGUCAUUUUUGUAUGCUCAAUUAAGGAUAUUUUUUCCUUAUGUUUAUUGCACAAAACCUAGCAGUUCUCGUAACUCAAGUAUUGAAGCAUUUGUAGUCUGUAAGGACUAUUCGCCACCAAAAGGUUAUAAGCCACACAUGCUGAAUCCUUUGCUAACACAUGAACCAUGCAACUUUGAAAAACUGACAGAUGUUAAUAAGAUUAUUGUCCCAUUUGUCGUUUGUGGGGAUCUAAGUCAGCCUGAUUCAGACACAUGCUAUCCAUUGAAUUAUGAAGGAAAAAAUUACGUAUAUCAUGAACCAGUACAAACACCCAUAGCACCUCCUUAUGCAGAAGCUUUGUCUCUGUUGGAAAAUGGAAAAAAAUCUGGAGAUAGCGCUUUCGUUUUUGAUCAUCACGUCGACUUUAGUGAGAUUGUCAAUAUAGAAUCAAAACAUGGUGCAAUGUUCGAAAAAAGAAAAGAUGCUUUUAGUGCCCUCAAGAAUGAGAUAAGUGCAAUCACGAAGGCUUCACACGAUCAGGAUAAGGAGGAUGAAGCAACCGAUACAUUAAAAAACUUGUACAAGUCUGAAGAAAAUAACGAUACAGAUAACAACUGAGAGAAAUAAUUGAUUUAUUUAUCGAAUAUAUAGAAUAAUUUUUAUAUUUUAAGAAUAAAUUUUUUUACUUUUUUAAACAAUUAACAUAAUUUCU